AUGACAUCCCAAGUGGUCUCAGCUAUUUCAACUGACACAUUAGGCAUACAAGGGGUUCUUAGUGAGAAGAUUCCAAACUUCAUUACAAAUCUAGCAAUCUUCAUCACAACUCAAAUGACAGCUUUGUACCUGUGUUGGAGACUGGCUGUCAUUGCCAUCUUUGCAUUGUUGAUGGUCAUUAUUCCAGGCCUAGUAUACGGGAAGCUUUUAGCAGUGGUAGGAAAAAAGAUACAAGAAGCCUAUGCAGUCAUUGGUGGGAUAGCAGAGCAGGCAUUAUCUUCAAUCAGGACUGUUUAUUCCUAUGUUGGGGGAGGAGCGGACUGUGAAGAACUUUUCAGCUGCAUUAAGACCAACUCUAAAGCAUGGAACAAAGCAAAGACUGUUGAAGAGAAUGGCUAUUGGUAG
Molecule: messenger RNA, 405 nt
Organism: Ilex paraguariensis (yerba mate)
Lineage: Eukaryota; Viridiplantae; Streptophyta; Magnoliopsida; Aquifoliales; Aquifoliaceae
Source: the annotation of a GenBank genome assembly